Messenger RNA from Acanthosepion pharaonis, 663 nucleotides. NCBI's taxonomy places the organism in Eukaryota, Metazoa, Mollusca, Cephalopoda, Sepiida, Sepiidae. The record is from the annotation of a GenBank genome assembly.
AUGUUUUGGCAGAGACAUUAUCUAUGCAGUUAUUUUUCUCAGCUUCUCCACCUCUCUCCUCGUAUGUAUCUAUCUCGAUCUCUCUAUCCACCUCGUCCAGUUCCUGUAUACGUAUCUAUCCACCUCGUCCAGUUCCUUUCUAGCAAUCUCAGUGUUUUCAUGUUUAAUUCUAUUAAUACUUGUCUAUGUAUCUACAUAUCCCAGCUUACACGCAUCUAUCAACCCUAUUAUAUCUACAUCUCCACCUUCGAUUGUUCAUAUUUAUUGAUCUUAAUAUAUUCAUCGCGCAAACACUACGGUCUCAACCUGUUACCUACUGAGAUAUGUAUAACAGUUUUAUCUCGUCUUAAGAUUCUAUUCUUUCUUCGUCUUGUGUAUUUUAAUCUUUCUAUGUCUCUAUCUAUCUACCUGUCUUUUUUUCGCGGUGGAAAUAUUUACAAACGUUUUUUUUUCCUUUUAUCGUCUACUUCCGCCAUCCCACCUUUGUACAUAUACGCAUGCGCACACACAUAUUCAAGUUUUUUUUGUUUUUUGUUUUUUUUAAUCGCCUUUCUACAACUCGUAUUCAUUCAUUCACUUUUUCAUAAUUCCAUUUUUUUUUAUUGCUCUCGCUCUGAUUCUUUUUUUCUUUCUCUAUCUUUUAUUUCUUCCCCCCACCUUUAA